AUGGCUGAUGCCAUCAACCCCCGGAUGACGCAACUCAAGGACCCGGACACCCGGCGCAGUCGGUCCUUUGGCGGAUGUGGAACUUGUCGAAACCGCCGGAUGAAGUGUGACGAGGGUCGGCCCACAUGCGCCAUGUGCAGAGCCUCAAGCCUCACAUGCAGCGGUUAUGAGAAGAAUAUCUUUUUCGACUUUGAGGACAUUCCGAGCGUCGGGAUGGCGCGCUUUCGGAGGCCCCUGUUGACAGAAUCGGAACGCGAGUCAAUGAGCGACGAGCUCGUCUCCAGCAUUCCGCCGGCACUGACUCUUUGGCACAUUGCCCAGAUUGAAGACGAAUGCGAGAGGACACCCCUCUCUCAAAAUGUUCAAAUCAGUCGAGGUCCUUUCGGGGCUUUCAGAGUACACCGACUCUCGCUUGAUUCUUCUAAAGCUGGCACCGGAUCUAGUCCAGAGUCAAACAACCCUACAGUUGGUAGCCCUCCAAAGACCGCGCAAGAGGUCGGUGAGGAUAGUCCCGAGGAUGCGGACGAGGAGCUCAUACCUCCAUCAGACGCUGCUCCAGUGCAAGAGACAACGCCAUUAUUGGGACCCGCCCUUGCAUGCUCUGGUGACCGUCCAUUAAGCCCGCUGACUGAAUGGUGGAACACGAACGAGUGGUGGAACAUGGGCGACCUCCCCGGCGUGAGCAACUGGUGGGAUACGCCCGUGGGAUUAGAUCGUGUGCGCAAUAUCUCUGACGGUGUGUCCUUUCCCGGUAUCGAUCAAUAUUCGAGGGUGCCAAUGCAGGUUACUUCCCAAGAUGUUCAAGUUCGUAUCCCGAACAUCUUCACAGAUUCCCAGUCCCACCAGCUAGCCACGUCAGAAAACUGCUCCAUCGCUCCCACAAUCGACUACGCUGUGCCCCACGAUGCCGUCUUCCUUCUCCGACACUACUCGACAACAGUGCUGCGAGGCUUCACACCCUUUCGCCACAGCAAAACGCCAUGGCACAUCCUAUUCAUACCAUACGUCAAGAGUUGCCUAGCAGCACUGACUCUCGGAGACGACAUGGACCACGCCAGCCUAACGGCAUUCUACGGCACGCUCGCCAUCAGCGCCUCCAGCCUCGGCGGCAUCUCCAACUCGCACAAGUGGUCCCAGCAGGCAGAGAACUACAAGCAGCGCGCUCGCCAUCACGUCCGUCUCAUGCUGCAGACAGCCUACGACGUUCCGAAAAAGGCAAAGUACAAGUCGAUACUGAUCGCGUUUCUGACCAUGGUGCAAAUCUCGAGCGUCUCCGGCAGCCGGGAUCAGGUCGAGUGCUACCUGCUAGAAGCAGAAAAGUUUAUACGCAUCAAGGGCCUCAAUAGGAAGAAAUCUCGCAAAGUCCGGCUGCUGCAUCACUGCUACGCUUUUGAGCGAGUCCUGCAUGAGACCACGUUUCCGGGAAGCACGCAGUCUCCACACCGUCUUCACGUACGCAAGGUGAUUGAAACGAGCAACGCCAGUGCCUAUAGUCUGGAUAGCCUGUCGUUCCAAUUGGCAAGCUGGAGAAAUCUUGACCAGGAGAUGUUGAGGGUCAAGGGGCGAGAGGAGGGAGAAAACGACCUGCAUCUGCAAAUACCGGGUGUCUGGCUCGCAACGCUGUAUCCAGAAAUCUUUGGUAUCCCAGAGAUCUACAUGUUCCUCCUCUCGCUCGUCAUUCGACUGGCUCGUUCAAAAGAAGACUCGGACUGCUCGAGUCCCGCAGGUCUGAAAGAAUUCAUGUUCCGCGCCAAGGCAGUCGAGAGACGCAUUCACCAACUCAGACGGCAGCCCGGGUACGUCAUAGCAGACUUACCGACCUCGGACCCGGAGCUGCAGCACUGCCAACAAUUUCUAGAUAACCUGUCUCAGGCAAUGUUGCUAGCCUUAACCAUAUUCUUCUAUCGGAGGGUGUACGACGUGGAGGCAGACAUUUUACAGGACAAGGUCAUCGGGGUGCGGGACUGCUUGCUCCGGUUUGAGGCUACCGAGUCUGCGAUGGGAUACGGAUCAGCCAGGCUGGUGUGGCCUGCGGUGAUUGCGGCAAGCGAGGCGGACAACCCAGAGGUGCGGGAGUCGUUUGCGCAGUGGUUCAGGGAUUGGGCGCGUCGGAGUGGUCUUCGUAUAUUCAGCGAUUCUCUUGCGGAUGUUGAGAGGCGGUGGGUUGAGAAGAAAUGUGUAGGGAAUGGCGGCACUGCCGAGGCCAUCUUGAUAUCAUGA
Messenger RNA from Colletotrichum orchidophilum, 2220 nucleotides. RefSeq lists its product as uncharacterized. Gene Ontology annotation, cellular component: nucleus. Gene Ontology annotation, biological process: positive regulation of transcription by RNA polymerase II. The record is from RefSeq and is a predicted model, not a curated record. NCBI's taxonomy places the organism in Eukaryota, Fungi, Ascomycota, Sordariomycetes, Glomerellales, Glomerellaceae. The transcript is spliced from 2 exons. The coding region runs from base 1 to 2220 and encodes 739 amino acids. Gene Ontology annotation, molecular function: zinc ion binding; transcription cis-regulatory region binding; DNA-binding transcription factor activity, RNA polymerase II-specific.